Aspergillus aculeatinus CBS 121060 is the source of this 1350-nucleotide messenger RNA. RefSeq names its product putative cell wall protein. The annotation marks the transcript as partial. NCBI's taxonomy places the organism in Eukaryota, Fungi, Ascomycota, Eurotiomycetes, Eurotiales, Aspergillaceae. The record is from RefSeq and is a predicted model, not a curated record. The transcript has a single exon.
AUGCGUUCCAGCAAGCUUCUUCUCCUCGCCGGUCUGGCGAACUAUGUCCUCGCUCUUCCCACCAAGGACACCAAGGAUCUAGACCCCCGCACUCUUGGUCUCGCCGUUGAGAUCCUGUCCGAAUUCGGCAAGGACCUGACGACCAUCGUUGAAGAUAUCCUCGGCGGUGGAAAAAGCUCAACAUCCGUCCUUGCUGGUAUCAGUGCCCGGGCUGCCGCUGCCCUCAACGGAGGUGCCUUGGGUUGCAAGGCCGGUGCGAUUGAUGCCGACAUCCGUGCCGAAUUGGCCGCCUGGAUCCGCGCUCAUGCUGGAUUCGAGGCUUCUCUGAAGACCGAGCUCCUCGCCUGGUGUGAGGGUGAGGCUUCAGCAACUCUCUCGACCGAAGUGUGCGCCGGGCUGUCCUUGUUCGUUCCUACUUGCGCCAAGACGGCUGCCGCCGGUGACCUUUACGUGACCAUUGACGGUAUCUUUGAUGUCACCACCCUUGAGGCCGGCGUGGUUCUCAGCUCUUCCUUCCAGUCUUCGCUGUCCGCGUUCAUCUCCGGCUCCGUCGGUCUUGAGCUGGAUGCCAACCUCCGCGCUGGUCUUUCUCUUUGCGCGGGUGGUGGUGUUCAUGCUGAUCUCCACGCCGAUCUCGCCGCCGCCUUGAAGGUCUGGCUCAAUGGCUCGUCUUGCUCCCUGAGUGCCGAGCUCAAGGUUGCCAUCCUGGCCUGGUUGGAGGGCAAGAUUGAGACUGGUGUCGUUGCCAUCGGUUCCAUUCCCACUGGCGGUGUUACUGCCGUCUCUGUUGGUGCUUCCAUCAGCGCCUGGAUUGAAGGCGAGGGUGCUCUUACCGCGACUGCCCAAGCUUACAUCUCUGCCUUCCUUGAGUCCAGUGUUUCUGCUGACAUUGAGGCCGAUGUUCAGGCCGUCCUCGAGGCCUGUAUUGCCGGCAAGCUCGCCACCUCCGUUUCCGCCGAUGCCCGUGCGGCCUUGGCCGUCUGGUUGUCCGGUUCCAGCUGCAGCCUGGGAGCCGAACUCAAGGCCGCUCUCUACCUCUGGCUCUCUUUCUCUGUCACUGAAGUCAGCAUUGACAUCUCCACCAGCCUCAUCACUGAGCUCGAGGCCUUCCUUACCGGCACUAUUGAGGCAUCCCUCGGAUCCAGCCUUCGUGGUACCCUCUGGCUCCUCCUUUCCGGCGAGAGCAUCGUCUAUCUUUCCGUUGAGGCCCGUGCCGAGUUGGCCGCCGUCCUUGGUGGUGCUGUUGACAUCGAGAUCAGCAGCAGCUUCAACCUCCUCAUCAUCGAAUGGCUCACCGGCUGCAGCAUUCCGGGUGCCCCCACCAUCACCCCCGGCUCCGGUUCGACCACG